UCGUUUUGAAGGGUUUUAACGUGGACAUGCUGUGCAUUUUUGUUAAUGCUACUGAUGUUUACCAUCAUUGUUUUAAUGGUUUAUGGGAUCUCUGUCGGUUAUCACUACGCACAGAAAGAGCUCGCUUCAUUUGCUAUGUCGUCCAGAACGACGACAGAAGAAACAAUAGUGCGACGAGCGGGUGGAGACAGUCGCCCGAUUGUGCGCCUAGUAGCUGUCAAUCGAACAGAAGUUGAACAUGCGCCACAACCUAUUCUAGAGGUACAACGUUCAGCGAGAAAACAAGGUGGAGAAAAAGUAUAUCUAGAAACAUCCGUUACUCCAGUUAUUGUAUUAGAAACUGAAAGGCCACCAAAAGAGCCGGAACUAUCCCCUCACGAAAGAGAACUUGCAAGACGACUAAUCGGACGUUACCGUCGAUCCCGCAAUAACGUAACACUUAGUGGCAUUCCAUUUUUUAGACCACUGAACAGCAGUGAGCCAACACCAUUAUCACCUCUUGCUGCUUAAUCUCCAAUAUCAACGUCCAUGGUUGUGAUUAAAAUUGUAGGUAUAUUCAUAAUAUAUGGAUGAUGCUCAGUCUCUAAUAUCUUUGAAGAGUGUGUACUUAUCGUCUAUA
This is a messenger RNA of Zerene cesonia (dogface butterfly), 619 nucleotides long. RefSeq lists its product as uncharacterized. The transcript is spliced from 4 exons. Lineage: Eukaryota; Metazoa; Arthropoda; Insecta; Lepidoptera; Pieridae. The record is from RefSeq and is a predicted model, not a curated record. Bases 46 to 510 code for a protein of 154 amino acids.